AUGCGUCUCAAAGGCAUUUUCUUAGUCCUCGCCGGGCUAUCGGCCUGUCCAGGUCUCAAUGGGCAAACCGUUCAAUGUAUCACUGUCGGUGAUGGUUGCGAUUCCAGUAGCCUUCAUGAAGAAGCUGUCAUCAAUGCCAUUAAUAGGUUUCAAACCGGCCUAUUCUAUGGCGGUGGCAACGAGCCCGUCAUUUUCUCUUCUGCCCUUAAAUCUGGGGACAGCGCUCUUGCUAUGAUUUCAUAUACCUGCAAUGACGGAACACCACCACCUAAAUUGGAGGGUUCUGCUAUUAGAGGUAACUUUCGAAAGAUACUCUCGUGCGCAAAUCGAUGCGGCGGGGUUGCUUCUUCUACGAAUAGCAAUUGUGGCUUUGGUAUUUUAAUAUCUAAUAGAGCUACGAGUACGGAUUGCUUUUCUAAGGCCAUUAAUCAAGUCCCACAAGGGACAACGAGCACUACGACUACUAGUCGGACGACAACAACUACGACGGGCGCAGCAACCCCAACUAUUAACGCCGGCACAAAUGGAUUCACAUACUAUGGUUGCUAUUCUGAUGAUGUGAAUUCGAGGGUCCUAAGUAAUCAAUACGUCGAUGCUAACGACAUGACAAUCGCUGCAUGCAUGGCUAGAGCCGCUGGUUAUAAUUUCGCUGGUGUGGAAUACGGCCAGGAAUGUUGGUACGGAAAUACUCUAAGCGGCAGUCAGAGUGAGUCCAGCGGCUGUAACAUGCCAUGUCCUGGGAAAGCAAACGAAUUAUGUGGUGGUGGUAAUAGAAUCCAGCUAUAUAAAAAUCCUUCGUUUCAACCUCCAAACACUCCAAACCUGGGGGCAUGGACGUCUAACGGUUGCUACACCGAUAGUGUAGAGUCAAGAGGUUUGGACCACAGUAGCACUGACUCUGCAAUGACCAUCCAAAAAUGUUUGCAGCUUGCCUCGGGCUUCAAGUACGCCGCAGUGCAGUACCACAAUGAAUGUUUCUGGGGCAACGCCUUGAAGAGCUCCUCUGCGCCAGCAGCUUCAGGAGAUUGUAAUGCUGCGUGUGCGGGAGACAAUUCUCAAAUAUGUGGUGGUGGAAACCGGCUCUCCCUCUAUACCAAUGGAGACUAUCAUGAACCACAAGAACCAACAGAACCGGACUUACCGAGUGUUCACGAAGGUAAUGAUGCCUGGUCACUCGUCGGUUGCAGAACCGAUAGUGCGAGUAGCCGAGCUCUCGAUAACUCCAAAGUGGAUAGUGCUAUGACGGUUGAAAAGUGUUUCGAACUCGCCUUCAGUUACAGAUAUGCUGCAGUACAAGGUGGUAACACCUGCUACUGGGGCGAUGAGCUUGGAAGCUCUAAUCAAGAUGCAAACAUUGACCAGUGCAAUACCCCCUGUGCGGGCAAAUCUGACCAAGCUUGCGGUGGAUCUUUGAAAAAUGCCCUGUACUCGAAUACCGAUUUCGACGAUAUCGAUGUACCUGGGAUGAUUGCUUUGAUGGAGGAGCUCUAUCAAGGUGAAAGGCUAAUGGAACGUAACUUGGCGGAAUAUGAAAGUCAAAGGCUACAAGCAGAGGAUGAAAGUCAGCAGGGUGGAAACAAGCAUAAGAGGUUCAUACCCAUCGCAUGGGUAGCUCGACUUGCUGGCAGCUGGGUACAGGCUAGGCUAAGGACGGAGAGAGUUCUCGGUGUUAAUAUACGCUUCCAAGCAAGGAUGCAACAGGCUCGGAGAAAAAUCGGAGCCUAUCUCGAUAGAUAUCUCCUGAAUCGGCCACAAGCACCACAACAAUUCGAAAUGCAAGCGCUGGUUCCAGCACAAAGGCAAGGUGCAGUUAUCGCCCAGCGAGGAGGUGAAAUUUUGGCUAUAGAUGCAACAACGGCUGGGCAAGGAAUAGCAGCAGGCGUUCUGGUAAAUGCGGUUGCGAAAGCUGCUGUCGACCUAUACAGCGUAAUAACUUGGCACCGGGACAUCCAAACAUAUGGUGGGCCGGCGGGUCCCGUUCAGCCGACUGAUCCGCCAGAUGAUGACCCAGAUGAUGACCCAGAUGGUCCACAAGACCCCGAGGCGCUAGAGCCUUGCCCGUGUGGCUUGGGCGGCUGCAUUAAUCCCGGUCUAAAAUUGGCUAGAUCGGAACCCAUGCAAUCAGCACCCAAACGACUCGAAAAGCGCAUAGCCGGUACUCUCUAUAGACUGAGCUUGUGCCCAGCCUUGACCUAUACAACAUUGGAUUAUCCAUCCUCGUCAGAAUUUAUUGCAAUCUACACCAACAUGAUUAACAACGGUCUGGCCCAAACUAUACCUUACUACGAUUUGGCUUUCUGGACACCCCAGGGACAGACCCAGUGUUGGUGGUAUAUCGAUGAGUUCCCAGCACCGCAACUUAAAUAUCCAGGAUUACCAGCUGCAGGCGCAGCCUCCUACCAAACUGAACAUCCUUUUGAAAACAAUUUCUUGAAAGGCUUCUUUGAUCGGAUGCGCCAAAUUGGGUGCGCCCCCUGCGCCGCCGAUGUGAACGGUCCUGGUCUUGCAGAAAUGUUUUUCAGAACAAACAACGUACAAAACUCCAGAUACAAUCAGAACACUGGUGAAGAUUUCUCGAGGUGGAUGGUCGGCCAUAUGUCUUUUUACAACAUAGCUGUGGGCCAUGGGUUCCUGGAAGACUUCGUACUCCUCGAAAAGCGUGCCAACAACGCCAAAAACAAAAUAUUAACUGGAACUACUAACCCUAACCAAUGGGGUGCUGGAUUAAGUUUGAACAGGUUCAUAGAGCAAAUCGCCAGAAUACAGGGCGUCUUCCAGUACCUCAACGAUCCAAUCGUCUCCGCGACAUGGGUUCGCGUUUUCAAUCGACUCGAAGCUGAAUUUGAUGCAUUUGAUCGUGAUCCUUAUGGAUCGCUUCACCCACCGAGAUCUACCCCGGGUUCCUUUUGUGAAGCAGAUGUCAAUAUCCCUGCAGGAUUUCCGGAUAGUUGGGCUUUCAGAUUCCAUAACUAUAUCUCCGCCAUUAUGAUUGACGUCGAAACAAAGAUGGCCCAAUGGUCUGUCAAUACGGCCUUCAACAUGCGACUUAGAAGAAAUCAGCUUUGGCCUCUUGCAACACCGAAUUCACCCGUUCCCUUGCCUAGGAUUCAGUUUGAUACAUGGCUGACUACCCAAGAAGCGGCGGGAGGUCUUUUAAACCCCGCCGCCUUUAAAUUCGACAGGGGCAGAUAUGCUAGAUUUCACCUACCUUGA
This is a messenger RNA of Orbilia oligospora ATCC 24927, 3213 nucleotides long. RefSeq lists its product as uncharacterized. The transcript has 10 exons. The record is from RefSeq and is a predicted model, not a curated record. Bases 1 to 3213 code for a protein of 1070 amino acids. Gene Ontology annotation, cellular component: plasma membrane. NCBI's taxonomy places the organism in Eukaryota, Fungi, Ascomycota, Orbiliomycetes, Orbiliales, Orbiliaceae.